GAACACGACAUCUACGAUGUUUGCAUUCUAUCUCACAUGUUUGUUCUUGGGGAAAACGGCUUGGACAACUGAACUGAAAUUGUCCUCAUCUGUGCACCAAGAGAGUGGUUUUGUAUCAGCUAAUGUUGGAGACAAGGUAACUUUGCGAUGUUUUUAUGAUGGUGAUGCUGCAAGGCUUUACUGGUAUAAACAAACUCUGGGACAGAAACCGAACCUCAUCUCUACCUUCUAUAAGUAUGAAAGAAAUGGCUCUUUUCAUGGUGAAUUCAAGAAAAAUCCACGCUUCACACUGGAUACUGAAAAUGGUAAAAACCACUUGAAGAUCUCAGAUUUAAAUAUUUCAGACUCAGCUACAUACUACUGCGCAAGUAGCUAUACGUUUAUUUUUGAGUUUUCAGAGGGCAUUACUGUCAGUGUAAAGGGUUCAGGUUUGAACAUCCAAGCUUCGGUCCAUCAGUCAGCAUCUGAGACCAUCCAGCCAGGAGGCUCUGUGACUCUGAACUGUACAGUACACACUGGGACCUGUGAUGGAGAACACAGCGUUUACUGGUUCAGGAACUCUGAAGAAUCUCAUCCAGGACUCAUGUACACCCAUGGAGGCAAGAAUGAUCAGUGUGAGAGGAAACCCAACACACAAACACACACCUGUUUCUACAACUUGCCACUGACGAGUCUGAAUCUUUCUCAUGCUGGGACCUACUACUGUGCUGUUGCUUCAUGUGGACACAUACUGUUUGGAAACGGGACCAAGCUGGACUUUAAGCAUGAGGUGGACUCUCUUGUCUUUGUGUAUAUGUUGAGUGGCGCUUUGGCAUUCACCACCAUCCUGGUUGUUUUACUGGCUUUCUCAAUGUACAAGAUCAACAGCUCCCAAUCUACAGAGCCUCAAGCAAGAUUUUCUGCAAAUGAAGAGGGUUACCAAGACGACCUACAUUAUGUUGCUUUAAGGGAAAUCAAGGCCAAAGGAACAAGAAGACAGAGGAACAACACUAAGAAUGAAUGCGUGUAUUCCAGCAUAAAGCAGUAGACUGGAUGUUUCAUUUGUACUUUUGGCAGUGAACAUGUGAUCAAGUUUCCUAAAUAGGACGUACAGUGUCACUUCUGGUUGGCCAAUCAAACACAGUCUUGUCUCUGAAGAGAGGAGAAAAGAUUGAGAUUCUUUUCAUUCAGCACGACAAUUUGAA
This is a messenger RNA of Siniperca chuatsi (mandarin fish), 1184 nucleotides long. RefSeq lists its product as uncharacterized. The coding region runs from base 17 to 1027 and encodes 336 amino acids. The record is from RefSeq and is a predicted model, not a curated record. Gene Ontology annotation, biological process: response to bacterium. The transcript is spliced from 6 exons. NCBI's taxonomy places the organism in Eukaryota, Metazoa, Chordata, Actinopteri, Centrarchiformes, Sinipercidae.